Messenger RNA from Diaporthe batatas, 3377 nucleotides. RefSeq lists its product as uncharacterized. The transcript is spliced from 4 exons. Lineage: Eukaryota; Fungi; Ascomycota; Sordariomycetes; Diaporthales; Diaporthaceae. The record is from RefSeq and is a predicted model, not a curated record. Gene Ontology annotation, molecular function: metal ion binding. Bases 294 to 2564 code for a protein of 756 amino acids.
AAGAAACCUCAGACGCCCUCCCCUCCCAAGGGGCCCCUGUGGCAAUGUCCAGAGUCCCCUCUUGUCCCGGGUGUUCCUGAAUAUUCCUUGCGUGGUCCAUCCAAGAGAAGCCCAGGCCACCUUUGUCCCCCUAUCUCGCUGUGCUCCGCUACUCGAACUAUUCAGCGUCGCAGGAUGUAAGAAUAGGUGCCGCAAGAGACUCUGCCUGCCUCCGUUUGCUCCCGGCCCCCCUUUAUUAUCAGACUGCGGCCGUCCAGGAAGAGUCCUUCUUCGCGAUCCACUUGGGUCUCAUCAUGGAAGCCCAACCAAGUCGCAAUAUACCUGGCGCGCGUCCCUCCCCCAACACCCCCUCCGACGUGAGCUGCUCCUCAGGGCCUUGUUCCGCGGUCUCAACUCGUGAAACCUCCCCAGCCUCAUCGACACAUCACCUCCUGGAGGCGUGCCCGGCCCGGGACCCGCUGACAUCGUGCCCGGACGACACGGCUGCCAUCCCAUCGACGGGCCCGGAUCAGCUCAGACCGCUCCAUAAUUCAUGCAGACCGCGCCCCGGUCUGGAUAACACGAUACCUUCCCCUCUAGAGAUGGACCCGGGCUUCUUCCAGCCCGUCAGUGCCGGGCGCCGCAGCAGCAACAGGCUGGCAGCCGAGCGCCCUCGCCCUAGUCACACUUCCUCUGGAGCCACACCUGACGGCAGCAGCCUUGGUCAUUGUCUUUCAGGCCAUCAGUUUCGACAGGCCCUCGCACCAGCCCCUCCUCAGCAUCCGCAGUCGAUUCCGCCUGCUUCCACAAGCAUCCCUCGCGGCCUCCGUACCCCAACCUGGCGCAGCUCAACCGUCAGUCUUGACAGCCUGACCUCGCCGUCCCCGAUCUGCAGCAACCUGACAGACCACCACCCUCCUGCUGUUGUUGUUCCUCCUCCCCCCUCCUGCCCCCCUCGCGAUACCCCUACUACCAGAGACUUCCCCCCCACCGCGAGUAGCCCCCCGUUCCUUCGCCAAGGUGUUUCGAGCUUCGAUCCACGGGGCAACAACGGCCUCCUCCUCGCCCACCACCACGCGUACCACCCCGUCGCAGCAGGCUUCAGCUUCAGUACCACCAGCAGCAAGCAGCAGCCUCCCUCGACGUCCUCGACCCAGUACCACCGCGACAGACACCCCUUCGAGACCCACACCGUCCCCGUCGACAACCUCCCUUUCAAGAUGAAGCCGCAGACUGGCAAGAUCAUCGCCGACUCCGCGUUGGACCGCAACAUGGCGUACUGCUACGACCGCGGCGGCGGCGAGUUCACCCGCUUGGUCCCCGUCGAUAUGCUCCCCGCGGAGCUUGAGAACAUUCCUCGCCGUGUGCCCACCGACGCCGAGAUGAUCGUCCUCCCGAUGCCCCGCCAGCCUGGCGCGGACGGCCAGCCCGCUGACGCCCAGAUGGAGCAGCAGCGAUUUGCGACUCCGACCUCCAGCCCCAUCGGUAACGGCAACGGCAACGGUAACGGCAUGGCUUCGACCGACAUCAUCCAGUCGCAGAUCGAUUCCAUCAUAAACGCCUCCCCUGUCCCCGGAGGUGGCCAACUCGUCCUUGCAACCCGUGGCUUCGACGGAAAGAGCACGCCCACCCGCCGCCAGGGCGGCAGCAGUAGCGCGGGCGGCAGCAGUGGACGUCGUGAGAAGGUGUACUGUGACAAGUGGAUCCACGACGGAACCUGUGCCUUUACCCAGCAGGGCUGCAAAUUCAAGCAUGAGAUGCCACACGACCGCGAGACCCAGGAGAAGCUCGGCCUCUUCCACGGCUAUCCGACGUGGUGGAAGAAGGCGGCCAUGGACCUCCAGCGUCCGCUUGCCAUUGAUGACCGCCCGGUCAGCCUGAAUUCGGGACGUGCCAUGUUCCCCGCGCUCACCGCGAGCACCAGCAUGGGCAGCGGCCUCAGCAACGCCGUGGUGUCGUCGAACUGGCGUACCGGACCUGGCCCCGUCGGCGGCGGAGACGCAGGAGGAGUGAACCGCAGCCCGUCCUCUCCCACCCCCAUGGGCAGCGGCGGCGGCAGCGGCGGCGGUGGCGUGGGACGCAGCAUCGGCUUUGGAGGCGCUGGUCGCGGCGCGGGGCGUCAAGUACGCAUCUUCGCGUCCUUUACGCCACCUACCUAUGGCCCCAUCGGCCCCCCUUCUCGUGCCGGAGGUGCUUCUACCGCCACCGCCUCUUCUUCUGGUCCUGCUUCUGGCUCUGCUUCUGGCUCUGCUUCUGGCCCUGGCCUUGGCUCCUUCGCGGCGGUGGCAGGCCGUGUCCCCACCACCAGGAACACCCGCUCGAUGACCCUGUCCUCCUUGGCUAGCAACAACACCACCACCCACAACCGCAGCGGCGGCGACCGUGGCGGUGGCGGUGGUGGUGCCCCGUACAACGGGACCCAGCGCUCCGCCUUCGAGUCCGGCAACCCCUUCGCCGCGCUCGGCGAGCUCGUCCAGCACUCGUCCCCAGCCACGUCGUCCGCGUCCCACGCCGAGGACCCCGAGGGCUCCUCCAGCGGCGAUAACACCGCCGCCACGGGCGAGCAGCGCGGCGCCCCGCUGUGAGCUUGAGCCUGAGCUGGUCGCUGUCUGCCCUGCUUGGCCCCUGCGCCCCUGCGCCCCCCCUCCUCUGUGCUCUGCUCCCUCCGUCUUGCCACACCGUCGGCCCUGGCUGUCCCGGCUCCUUCCUCGUCGCCUCGCCUUGCCUUGCGUGUCGCCGGCCUGCCUGGUCGGGCUUUCGGCUUCCCCUCGUCGUUCCUCCCGAUGGAUCUUGGCUGGUACCUCGCGCUGCGCUUGCCUCGGCGCGCUCGGCUGUCGGCGGCCCAGCUGCCCCUUCCUACGAGGCCUCGGGGAUCUGGCUGGCCGAGAUGGACUGUUUGUUUGGAUUGGUCUCUACGUUUGGAUGGAUUGGAUUGACGAUGCUGACGACAAACGACCCCGCCGGCCGCCUGGUUUGAUGGUUUGAUGGUUUGAUGGAUCGGUUGGAUGGGUGGUUUUUAUUUCCUUUUCGUUUUCCUUGUGUUGUUGUUGUUGUUUUUUCCCCUCCUAAUCGCUCCUUCCACUUGGUUUCUCCUGCUCGGAACCGAAGGACACGCGAAUCGCAUUUUUUACUCGCCCCAGCCGUGGGAAGGCACGGGUGGAAUCCGCGGCGUUGAGUUUUGCGCUGCUUUUUCGGGCUCUCGAUCCAAGGGAAACAACUCGGGGGCCCGGUUCCUUCCCCCAUUACUUGGAUGCGGCAUUUAGCUUAGCAUCACUGUGUAUACUAGAAAAGAAAAACGGCGAAUUCGUCCACGCGAGGGGAGACUGCAUUGGUGGGGCGUCCACCAGAAACACCAAGGGCCCAUCAUCACCAGGUUUUCAGGCAUGCGGUGUUUUGGU